This is a messenger RNA of Vespa crabro (European hornet), 2758 nucleotides long. RefSeq lists its product as uncharacterized. The record is from RefSeq and is a predicted model, not a curated record. Bases 100 to 1566 code for a protein of 488 amino acids. Gene Ontology annotation, cellular component: membrane. NCBI's taxonomy places the organism in Eukaryota, Metazoa, Arthropoda, Insecta, Hymenoptera, Vespidae. Gene Ontology annotation, molecular function: ligand-gated monoatomic ion channel activity. The transcript has 8 exons.
UCGAUGAUUAAAAAUUAAAUUCACUUCGGAAAACGGAACAGGUUAGUAACGAAGGUGCCCGGUGUCAUUCGAAGUCAGAGCAUUCGAACUCGAACUACCAUGAGGAAUUUCGUUUGUUUCGCGGCAUUGUUUCUCAUGAUUCAAGCAGAAAUCUGUCUACGCCUUUUAAAGAAUAAAGAAGAGAGCAGAAUCUUGCAGAAAAGUCCAGGUCGGAUUUGGAGAUGGGAUUCGAUCGCAGAAAACUUUGUUCCAUUGGAAGCAUUGAAAUCGAACAACGGACUCGUGUGUAGCGUCGAUUUCGUCAAGGACUUGGCCAUGAAAUCAAUCACGGUGGUUGCCGAUAAUAUGAAUCCGUACAUCAUAAUAAAUGCAAAUCAGAGCCAAGUAACAGGAUUCAUAGGGGACGUCUGGAUGACUUUGGAAGAAACCUUAAAAUUCACGACGAUUUACCGUAGAGCGGGAUCGUCGGCCGGCUGGACGCUGAUGAAUGGUCGAGCUCACGCACUCUUGGAAGCUACGGUGAUUUACUCCUACACCUCCGGUUAUUACACUUACAGUGUUCCGAUCACGACCAACUAUUACGCUCUAUUCGUGCAAUCCGAAGGUACGAGAGUUUCAACGUGGUGGUAUGCUAGUAUUUUCAGUCGGAAUCUAUGGAAAGUAACGGGAUUAUUUAUUGUUUGUAUCGUAUUCAUUAUUAUGGGAAUUAAUGCAUUAAGAAAAACCAUCUGUAAAUUUAACAUCGAAUGCGACGACGAACUCUCGUCUCUUUCAUUCGUCUUCCUUUACGUUUUAAGUGGCAUAAGUGGUCAAGGUUGCCAGAAAAUUCCGUCGAGCUGGUCGUUACGUUUGACGAUCCUCUCAUUUUUGUUUAUGGGAAUGUCACUAUUUUGUGGGUUUAGUAGUACCCUAACUUCGUAUUUAACAAUCGGGAUAACGUCAGUACCUUUUACUAGUUUAAAAGAUGUUGCCGAAAAACGUACUCAUUCUUUAUGUGUGAGAAACAAUAGCGGUGCAUACAUUUACUUUACAGUGAACGGAUUAAGAGAAGAGGAUUUAAUGCCUGAAUGGAAGGAUCUAGUGAAUAAGAAUUGUCCUGAUACCAUGAAUAUGCUUACUAUCGGCUCAAACCUUUGUACCCCUGGUUUUGUUUAUUUAGAAGGGCCAGACAUUUUUCUAUCGAUUUAUCAACAAGUAUUAAACCAAUGUCACUACGUGCAAUUACCUCAACCAUAUUGGAUCUUGAAAUUAGCUUUUCAACAUGCCAGGUCCUCGAAAUAUAGAAAGAUCAUCGAUUUAUACUUGAUGCGACUCCGUUCGGUCGGUAUAUUAGAUUACCUUGAAAAAAAAUGGAUAAAAAAAGAACAGAACAUUUUAGUACAGCCUCAAUGGACUGAUUUUCGUGCUGUCGAAUAUGGUCAUAUACAUAUCGUAUUUUCAAUGCUCUCAAUCGCUGCUUUAUUUAGCGUGCUGAUAUGCGUUCUUGAAAAUAUUUUUUACAGACAGCAAAUAUUGCCGCAAGAAAAAACUUUAUGCGUUACUAAUCGAAAAAUUGCAAUCCCUUGAUAUUCCAUCUUUUAUCGACAUGAACGAAUAUCACGAGUUUUUAUCGCGAAAAGAGAAAUUUCUUUUUCAUGGAAAAUGAGUUGUAGAAUAUUUUCGUAUUAUCGACAGUUAUUUUACCUCGCAUUUUCUUCUAUAUCGAUACAAUGUUAGUCGAUAAAGGAAACGUAAUUUAUUAAUAGGUAACAUUCCCUAGUUUUUGUGAAAUUUUUUCUCGGCAAUUAUACGUCUCAGUAGCUUUUAAAUGUGGUGAAAAAACAAAAAAAAUUUUCUAAUAGAUAUACCUAUAUACACACCCACAUGUGUAAAUGUGUACAAGUACGCGAGCAUGCGCGCGCGCACGUAUGUAUGUGUAGGAAAAUUAAUAAAAAUAUAAAUAUAAUAUUUUAGGAACAUAUUUUACUAAUUAAAGUUUACAUCCGUUUUUAAAAGAUCCCUUUUUUAAUCGGUAAAGAAUAAUGUCGAUAACAAAUGCUCUACAUUACCGAUUAUUUCAUCAUAUUCUUCCUUUCUAUCAUGGCGUGAUUCAGAUAAUUUUUCGUUAUGUAUGUACUUCGAACAAAAUUACACACAAUUUAAUAUUUUUAUUUCUUCUUUAAAACUUGUAUGGCAAUGUACAAAUAUGGCUGAAAGUAAGUAUUUAUAUGUAUAUGUGUGUCUGUGUAUUUGUGUAUAUAUAUAUAUAUAUAUAAUUUUUAGUGACCUUUUUUACCGACUAGAAUCAACGAUAUAAUUAAUUAAGCAUAAAAAUAUCCUCCAUAUCCUGUUAACGUAUUUGUAAGUUACGCCGCUAGUCAUACAUAUAAUUUACUCUGAACGUCAGAUAAGUAAUCAUCGCUGCACAAAUAGAAUAAUAUCGCCAUUUAGUAACUAUCAUCCUUCAUCCAGCAAUGCAUCAACCAUCGUACCAAAUAUGCAACAACCGAUAAUCGUGGACAAGCCGAGAAGUAUCACCAUGCUAUUUGAUUUUUACUAUGUAUAGUUAUCAUUUGUUUAUUUUGGCUCCCACGUAAUCGAUUAUUGCUGUUUCAUUAUAAACACCACCUAUCGCCUAUGGAUUUAUCAUUAGGUACUAUAUUAAUACUGUCUUCUCAAUUCUCUCUCUCUCUCUCUCUCUCUCUCUCUCUCUCUCUCUCUCUCUCUCUCUCUCUCUCUCUCUCUCUCUCUCUCUCUCUCUUUCUCGCUGUUCGAUCUA